This is a messenger RNA of Symbiodinium pilosum, 5823 nucleotides long. The record is from the annotation of a GenBank genome assembly. Lineage: Eukaryota; Dinophyceae; Suessiales; Symbiodiniaceae.
AUGGCGACGCGAAAAACUAGACAAAAAGACAAAGACAUUACCGCAGCGGUAAAUGAACUCUGCCUCUGGUUCCCGCAAACACAGCGGGUCAUCAGUCAUGGCUCACCAGACUUCCGCGUGGCCGGUAAAACGUUUGCCACCUACGUGAUCAACCACCACGGCGACGGUCACCUGGCGUUGUGGCUGAAGAUGCCUGCAGGCGCCCAGUCUCUAUACGUCGACGCUGAACCCGAGUUUUUCUACGUGCCUGCAUACGUUGGACCUAAAGGCUGGCUGGGCGUCGAUCUGGACAAAGGGAUGGACUGGGGCAGAAUCGCAGAUCUGGUGCGUCAGGCCUAUGUCCAUGUCGCGCCGCGCUCAGUCAGCGCAAAAUUACCUCAGGGCCCGGAUCUUGAACCGCCAACCGGGACCAUUGAUCCGAUCGAAUUCGACCCGCUGGUCGCACCGCACCGCAAACUGUUACUGCAGCAGAUUGCCAACCUGUGCCUUGCACUGCCUGAAACCAGCCAGGAUCGCCAAUUCGGCAACCCCUGCUUUCGCGCCGGUAAAAAGAAUUUCUGCACGGUUUAUAUGCACAAGGGACGUUUACAGUUGUCCAUCUGGGCUGGCAGCGAUGCACAAGCCAGCCUGACCUUCGACAAACGCUACCAAAUACCACCCUAUACCGGGCACAAUGGAUGGCUGAACCUGGAUAUUGAAGAAGGGCUGAUGGCCGGUGAAGCAGCAAGCUUAAUUGACCAGAGUUACCGACACUUUGCGCUACAACGCAUGCUGAAAGUACUUGAUGUCGACAGCUACAUGGCAGCACCCAGCGCUGGUGCGAUUCUGGCGGACCUGGGCGCCAACGUAAUCAAGGUUGAGCCACUCACCGGCGAUCCAAUGCGGGGAUUAUCCCGCCCCAUCAAACAGGAUGACGCCAGCGACGCGAUCAAAGCCUACGACUUCGGUUUCGACGUCGAUAAUCGUGGCAAGCGCUCCAUCGCGGUUGCUCUGGACCAGCCGGAAGGGGCUGAACUGGUAAGGAAGCUGGUGGCUGGUGCCGAUAUUUUCAUGUGCAACCUGCUGGUCAAGCGCCAGGAAAAAUUUGGUCUGGAUCCGGCAUCACUGCUUGCGGUCAAACCCAACCUGGUCCACGCCACGCUUACCGGCUAUGGCACCACAGGACCUGAUGCCUGGCGACCGGGUUACGAUGUAACCGCUUUUUUCGGGCGUUCUGGUUUAUACGAUGCGCAACGUGAAGGGGAUGCGGGCGUUGUGCCUAUGGCCCGCCCUGCUCAGGGUGACCACACUACCGGCCUGGCCAUGGUCGCCUCUAUUCUGGCCGCUCUGCGCCUGGCAGAGCGCAGUGGCGAAGGCCAGGUGGUAGAAACAUCGCUGUAUGAAACCGCAGUGUGGACCCAGGCAACCGACUACGCUGUCACCGCUAUCGACCAUGCACCGGUGCGUCGUCGAGCACGUAAAGAGAUGCUUGCCAUCACAGCCAAUCGAUUCCCCUGUGGCGAUGGUAAAUGGGUGGUAUUCAAUAUGAUGCCAGAUUCCGCGUUCUGGUCACGAAUGUGUCAGGCCAUAGAAAUUGAAGAAUUGAUCGACGACGAACGUUUUGUCGAUUCUCGCUCGCGUUACCGUAACAUGACCGCGCUCAUUGACCUGGUGGAUGCCGCCCUGGCCAAACGCAGCCGCGACGAAUGGGGUGAAAUCUUUGACAAAGCGGGCCUUAUCUGGGGACCGGUAUUGGCCUUACACGAAGUCCCACAAGACCCUCAUGCAAUUGAACUGGGCAUGUUUCCUCAGGUCGAACACGAAGACAUCGGCACGUAUCGCACUGUGAAUAUCCCCAUGCGUUUUGCCAACGCAGAUGUUAAACCUCAGGGACCGGCACCGGAACUGGGUGAGCAUACCCGACAGAUUCUCAGCCAGGCUGGUUUUGAUGACAACGCUAUCGACAGCAUGACCGCAGAUGGAACUGUUAUGAACAACAUUGUUGUAGUUGACUGCAUUCGGACCGGUCUCGCAAAAGCACAUCGCGGCACAUUCAAUAUGUCCCGCUCCGAUGAUCUGGUUGCACAUUGCAUCAACGCCCUGCUGGACCGAAACCCAAGUCUGGACCCGGCGCUGGUGGAAGAUGUCAUUCUGGGCUGCGGGCGACAGGUGGGCGAACAGUCUGCAAACGUUGCGCGCCAUGCGGUGGCGCUGUCCAACCUGCCGAUCACAGUACCGGCCACCACCAUCAGCCGAGCGUGCUCCUCGGGCUUGAACUCCAUCGCUUUUGCCGCCAGCCAGAUCAAUUCCGGUUUUGCAGAAAUCAUGAUGGCCGGCGGUGUUGAAUCCAUCACCGGCUUGAGCCGCGGUACGGAAGCUAAGUUUGCCGAAAACCCGACACUGACCGAGCAGAUGCCGGACAUGUACAUGGCCAUGGGCAAUACCGCUGAGGUGGUUGCACGACGCUACCAGGUCACGCGGGAAUCCCAGGACGCUUAUGCGCUGCAGAGCCAGCAGCGUUACGCGGCAGCGGAUGAGGCCGGUUACAUCAGUGACGAAAUAGCCCCCAUGCAGGUGCAGUGGCGCAAAAUUAUCGACAAGCAGAGCAAAGAAACGGAAAUCGUUACCGGCGUGGUGGAUCGGGACGAAUGCAAUCGCCCUAACACGACCCUCGACGGUCUCAGCCAGCUCGCCCCAGCAUUCGAAGAAGGCGGAUCUGUCACCGCAGGCAACGCAUCACAACUGUCAGAUGGCGCCGCCAUGACCCUGCUGAUGACAGAAGCCAAAGCUAUUGAACUGGGAUUGACACCAAUGGGUUAUUUCCGCGGCUUUACGGUAGCCGGCUGUGAACCGGACGAAAUGGGUAUUGGACCGGUUUUCGCUAUACCCAAAUUGUUAGACUAUGCUGGCCUGACUAUGGACGACAUUGAUCUGGUAGAGCUUAAUGAAGCCUUUGCCAGCCAGUGCCUGUACUGUCGGGAUCAACUGAAUAUUGAUAACGACAUCUACAAUGUCAACGGCGGUUCUAUUGCCAUAGGCCAUCCGUUUGGAAUGACCGGCACCCGCUUAACCGGCUCGCUGCUCAGGACUCUGAAACGGCAAAACAAAAAGUACGGCAUCGUGUCGAUGUGUAUCGGCAAAGGCAUGGGUGCUGCUGGUGCUGGCACGUUAUUGCCCGGCGCUGCUCAAUCGGCUCCCACACCAGCGAGCAAUACCCGGGGUGUGCAGGCCUAUCGGCGCCUGGGUCGCACAGAAUUAAAAAUAUCUGACAUUUCAUUUGGCUCAUCGCGAUUGCGUACCGGUGAAGAAGCACUGGUGCAUCAUGCCAUUGAUCGUGGUGUUAACUAUUUUGACAGCGCGGAAAGCUAUACCGGCGGUGAAUCCGAAACAGUGAUCGGCAACGCCAUCAAAGGCCGUCGCGAUAAGGUAUAUCUGGUUUCAAAAACGCUGACCAGCAGCAGCACCAGCGCAGCGACCAUGAUGCACGAUCUGGAAGGGUCACUGCGCCGACUACAAACCGAUUAUGUAGAUGUGUACAUGAAUCACGCGGUUAACAGUGUUGACAGCGUUGGCAAUCCCGAGUGGCUGGCGUUUGUGGAUCAGGCCAAAACACAGGGGAAAAUUCGUUUCACGGGUAUCUCCGGCCAUGCCGGACGGCUGAUUGAGUGCCUCGACUACGCGAUAGACGAAGACAUGAUCGACGUCAUGCUGGUGGGUUAUAACUUUGGCCAGGACCCGGCGUUUUACGAGGGCUUAACCCGCGGUUUUGACCGCAUUGCAACCCAACCUGAUCUGCCGCGAGCCAUCAGCAAAGCAAAAGAAAAAGACAUCGGCGUCAUCGCGAUGAAAACAUUGAUGGGCGCGCGCCUGAACGACAUGCGACCUUAUGAACAAGCCGGCGCAGAAACUUUUGCCCAGGCUGCGUUCAGUUGGGCACUGGCGAAUCCGAACGUCGAUGCGCUGAUCAUUUCGAUGACCGGUAAAGAUCAGAUCGACGAAUAUCUCGGCGCCUCUGGCGCAUCGUUUGUCACUGCCCAGGCACGUCAACUGCUUGAUCAGUAUGCGCAUUUAAACGGCAACAACUAUUGUCGACAUGCCUGCAACCUGUGCGAAGGCGCCUGCCCCUACGGCGUACCGAUUGCCGACGUGCUGCGCACGCGCAUGUACGCAACAGACUAUGAAGACGUCAACUUCGCUCGGCGUGAAUACGCUCUAUUAGACAGCAACGCCAGCGCCUGCCUGAGCUGUUCCGGCGAACCCUGCCAGGAUGCCUGCCCCAACGGUAUCGAAAUUGACAAACUGAGUAUUCAGGCAUUGGCACUGGAAGAUGUAUUACAGGCUUUUAAAGACGGCGAACUUGAGCUGGACGACGCCUUAACCCGGGUACGCAGUCACUACUUUGAAGACAUUGGCCACACCCUUGUCGAUCAUGAUCGUCAGAGACGUACCGGCGCCGGUGAAGUGGUAUUUGGUUCCGGUAAAAGCCCGGAACAGAUAUCUGACAUUGUUGGGCAUCUGGUGGAACGUGAAUGCAACGUCCUUGUUACCCGGGUUGAGCCUGAAAAAUAUGCAGCUUUAACCGGCCUGCCCGAUGAUGUGAAGUAUCACCCGGAUUCAGCGCUGUUGAGCUGGGUCACCAAAGUACCCGAUACCCCACCCCACACCAUCGCUGUUGUCACAGCGGGCACCUCUGAUAUCAGCGUGGCCGAAGAGGCAGCGCUGACCGCGGAAUUUUUUGGCAAUACCGUACUACGGAUCAACGAUGUCGGUGUGGCAGGUUUGCACCGCAUCCUGUCACGCCUGGACGACUUACGUAGCGCACGUGUACUGGUUGUGGUUGCGGGUAUGGAAGGCGCGCUGCCCAGCGUUGUCGGCGGUUUAGUGGAUAAACCGGUGAUCGCGGUACCCACCAGUGUCGGCUACGGCGCUGCGUUUGAGGGUGUCGCCGCUAUGCUCGGGAUGUUAACCAGCUGUGCAUCGGGUGUAUCCGUGGUGAACAUCAACAACGAUAUAGAACAGAAAUACCAGGCCCUGAAGGACCAUCUGGCGCAGUACGACAGCGUUAUUGUGGCUUUCUCUGGCGGCAUUGACAGCUCAUUAGUCGCCUACGUUGCCGGGCAGGUUCUGGGGAAAAAAGCACGCGCGGUGACGUCCGCGUCCGCAAGCCUGAAGCGUGCGGAUCUGGCCCUGGCGGAAAAGCUUGCGGAAGACUGGGGUAUUCAGCACGAGGUCAUUGUGACCGACGAGUUGUCAAAACCCGAAUACCGCGCCAACCCGACCAACCGUUGUUUUCACUGCAAGACCUCGCUGUACACAUAUCUGGAUGAAAUGGCGAAAGAUGGCGGCAUCGAAACGGUUCUGAACGGUACCAAUCUUGAUGAUCUUGGCGACCAUCGCCCGGGUCUCGUCGCAGCCGAUAACUUUGAAGUGCGCUCACCCCUGGUGGAAACCGGGUUUCACAAAGCAGACAUACGCGCUUUAGCAAACGCGCUUGGGCUCGAGAACGCGGAGAAACCUCAGGCGGCAUGUCUGUCCAGUCGUUUCCCUUACGGUACUCACAUCACCCAGGCGUUGCUGGCUCAGGUAGAGGCCGCAGAGGACGUUCUGGCAGAACUGGGUUUCACCCAGUUUCGCGUCCGUCACCAUGGCGACGUCGCUCGCCUGGAAAUACCGGCAGCGGAAAUGACAAAGGCUAUCGAACUCCAGGACCAGCUACAAACCAGAAUCCAGGCCGCGGGCUAUCAUUUUGUGGCGCUGGAUCUUGGCGGCUUUCGCUCAGGCUCACUCAACGUGACGCUGACACCUGAGCAGAAAGUGCAGGUUGUGAAUAUCGUCCAACCAUAG